AUGGUAGAAUCGAGGACGGUCUACCCAAACUUUUGGAGAGUUAUCAACCUGAUUCACAUUCUAUUGAUAUUGGCCCAUUGGUUCGGGUGUUUCUAUUAUCUGUUGUCCGAAGCGGAAGGAUUCAAAGGCGAUUGGGUGUACCCGUACAAGCCGGGUGACUAUGCGACGUUGACWAGAAAAUAUUUGGGAUCGUUGUACUGGUCAACUCUGACGCUGACCACCAUCGGCGAUCUACCCACACCAGAAACCAACGCUGAGUAUGUUUUCACCAUCGUCAGCUACUUGAUCGGAGUCUUCAUAUUCGCCACCAUCGUCGGGCAGGUGGGCAACGUGAUAACGAACAGAAACGCAAACCGAUUAGAGUUUGAACGGCUGUUGGACGGUGCCAAGCUGUAUAUGCGACAUCAUAAAGUGCCUAGUGGCAUGAAAAAAAGAGUGCUCAGAUGGUACGACUACUCGUGGUCCAGGGGACGUAUUCAAGGAGGCGGCGAUAUAAAUACGGCACUGGGUCUUCUUCCGGACAAAUUGAAAACCGAACUGGCGUUGCACGUCAAUCUGGCGGUUUUGAAAAAAGUUACAAUAUUUCAAGAAUGCCAACCCGAAUUCCUACAUGAUUUAGUUCUCAAAAUGAAAGCUUACAUAUUUACACCYGGGGAUUUAAUAUGUCGGAAAGGAGAGGUAGCCAGAGAGAUGUUUAUCAUAGCAGACGGAAUUUUAGAAGUUAUUAGUAGUGAAACCGGACAUGUUUUGACGAUAAUGAAAGCUGGCGAUUUCUUUGGAGAAAUAGGAAUACUCAACUUGGAUGGAUUUAAUAAGAGAACUGCUGAUGUACGAUCAGUUGGAUAUUCAGAAUUAUUCAGUUUAUCUCGUGAAGAUGUUCUUGCCGCCAUGAAAGACUACCCCGAAGCACAAGAUAUUCUUCAAACACUCGGUAGAAAGCGUUUGAUGGAAGCAAGGAACGCAAAUAAAAUUGUUGCAGAUCGCAUAAAAUCUCGGGCUGAAGCUGCAGAAAACUGUAGUGGAAUCGUGGAAAAAAUUCGUUGUGAUGUCAAAGGACUUCGAAAUGCAUUUUCAAAAGGACGCCGAGGCACUAGGUGA
Molecule: messenger RNA, 1098 nt
Organism: Diuraphis noxia (Russian wheat aphid)
Lineage: Eukaryota; Metazoa; Arthropoda; Insecta; Hemiptera; Aphididae
Biological process (GO): monoatomic ion transport; transmembrane transport
Cellular component (GO): membrane
Molecular function (GO): intracellularly cyclic nucleotide-activated monoatomic cation channel activity; protein-containing complex binding
Source: RefSeq, a predicted model, not a curated record